CACUUCUCAUUCGCAUUUCUUCGCUUCAUUUAGUUAAUCUAGCUCUGCAUAUAUAACCCAUCUCCCACUGCAAUUCUGAAACUUUAAAUUAAUUCACUUCCAAGAAAACUAAUUAGCCAUGGAAACUUGCCCUACCCUGCCCUGAAAAUUAAAGCCGUUACUUCGAACCCUAGCAGUCUGGUAGGUCUGGUUUCACACCCGUAAUAUAGGAAAAAAAAAAAGAUUCUCUAAAACAAAAUUGAACAAAUGAUAAGGUGAGGAAAUAAAGGUGAAUAACUGAGCAAUGGAAGCUAAUUACAAGCUAAAUGUGUUUAUUUUAUGUAUUUUUAUUAUUACAAUCACAAUUCCGGCAACGGUGAGGGCCAACAUUGCGGAUUUCGACGCGCACUGGCAAGGUCGAGCAAAAGAAGCGAAGCAAGCCGCCAACGAAGCCUACAAUAAAAAUCCUGCACAAGUCACUGAAAGUUUCAACAAGGAAGUCCACGACACGUUUGAUGCCGCGAAUAAAACGAGAAGGAACUUGAAACAGAAGUACAAGGGUCCAUGCCUGGCUACAAACCCUAGCUUGGUACAGUGUCGAAUUCCUCAUCAAGCUCAUCCGGGUCGACCGUAUUCGCUUGUGAAAGCCGGAUAUCCGUUGCAGGCCUUGUUAGUAGAUUUGGUUGAGGGGCAGAGGCAAAUGCACACUAGGAUUUAGGUGGUCUCAGGACUAUUCGUAGUUCAGAAGAUACAGAUGUAAAGAUCUUUUAAAGACUCUCCGAACGUUUUAUACGAAUUUUUAUGUACCUAUCAAGUGAUUGAUGUAAUACAUGCUAGUAUCUUGACAUGUUGCGUGGAAAACACUAGACAAUUCUUUAAAUAUCACUCAUCAAGUAUUUGAUGAAAUGCCUCAAUAAAUAAACGGAAAUUUUUUU
Malus domestica (apple) is the source of this 914-nucleotide messenger RNA. The record is from RefSeq and is a predicted model, not a curated record. NCBI's taxonomy places the organism in Eukaryota, Viridiplantae, Streptophyta, Magnoliopsida, Rosales, Rosaceae.